UUUAAUAUAUUUUCGCAUCUUUAUGUAGUACAUUUGCGCUCUUUAGAAUAUCUUCCUAAAAGACAACUCUAAUAGUAGAUUCUAUGUUUUAAAACUUGAAUGCAAUUCUUGAUGCUGUGCAAAUACAUCUAUUCUCGAUUUACUACAUAUCGAUAUGUAUUUCGUAGGAACAUCAAGGUUGUAACCAUGGGUGGUGUUACUAGCGAUUCGUCCUUUUCCGUCAGUACUGACAUAAAGAACGAUGAUUCAUUUUCUUUUGGCACUAUAAGUAUACCUGGAAGCCAGGUAUUUGCUAAAUCAUCCAUGUCUUAUGCUUUUGUGAACAUUCGUCCCUUCAUGCCAGGUCAUUCUUUGGUAUCACCCUUGCGUGUUGUUAAGAGAUACAAGGAUAUGACAGCUGCUGAAUUAGCCGAUUUGAGUGCACUGGUACAGGUAACUGCUGAAGCCCUCGAGCAGAAGCAUAAUGCCUCAGCCUGUACUAUAGUAUGCCAGGAUGGUGAAGCUGCUGGCCAGACGAUAUCUCACGUCCACUUUCACAUAAUCCCAAGGGUAAAGGACGAUUUAGCGGAGCCGGACUCUAUAUAUGACGAGUUGGAAAAGCCUACUAACAGGUUAUGGACUCCUGAGGAGAUGUCGGUUGCGGCUAAUGACAUGCGUCCGUUUGUUGAUAAAGUUGUUUCCGAACGGAAGGUUGGCAGUUUAACCAUUUGAGUGUCUGAACCCAGGCAACUGGAGGAUCUUCUCGGUAUUUGAAUAAUUACACACUAGUA
Molecule: messenger RNA, 770 nt
Organism: Babesia bovis T2Bo
Lineage: Eukaryota; Apicomplexa; Aconoidasida; Piroplasmida; Babesiidae
Product: Bis(5'-adenosyl)-triphosphatase domain containing protein
Exons: 4
Coding region: 100-711 (203 amino acids)
Molecular function (GO): catalytic activity
Source: RefSeq, a predicted model, not a curated record